GCUACGACUUGAAUGGAGCCUCAGCAUAUUGUCUCCAUUGAAGAACAUCACUCGAGGAAGGUUGUCGGAUCAAUAGAAGCUGGUGAAGGGAGCAGUGGUGCCGGCCAACACCCGCCUGCCACUGCCAUGGAGGAAAAGAUUGAAAUGUUAAAGCGGGCAGGAACCCAACCGGGAGCGGUUGAAGGGGCAAAAAUACAAAAGGUUAUAUUCUUGCUGCGAGAUCACAAGUCUUUCGUUAAGUACUUUGAGCCAAGAGUGGUGUCGCUCGGCCCUAUGCAUCAUGGCAACCCAAAGUACCAUCUAGGAGAGAUGUACAAGCAUAAAUUGGCAUAUGAGUUUGUCAAACAAUUCGGCUGCAAUGAUGGAAAUACUUUAGACGACGAUAUAAAUUAUUUACACGGGAAGAUUAAGAAGGAAAUCAAGCAACUGAGGGGAUGCUUCGAGGAGGAAGUGACAAAGAAUUAUGAUGAUGAGGCUCUCGCUUGGAUGUUGUUCGUGGACGGCUGCGCAAUACUACAAUACAUAUUCUGUGCUGCAAAAAACAAGUUCGAAGAGUUGAAUAUAAAAAAUGACAGCGUAGCCUUCGCUCAGCAGGAUUUGUUUCUAUUGGAGAACCAAGUUCCCUAUCGUCUCCUCAAGUUAUUGAUGAGGUACAGCGGGAAGGAAGAGCAGUUAAGAAACUCGAUUGAAAGUUUCAUUCAAAACGUUAAUUAUCAGCAAACAGAGCAGCAAAAACAAGGAGAAAGAGACCCGAUCCAUCUCCUCGACCUUUUGAGAACAAGACUCUUGGGUCCUCCGCCUUGCCCGAAAGCCAAACCAUCAUCAAGUAGAUGUCCAUUUACACAUCAAGAGGACCAAGAUUGGCAAACAUAUCGCAACGUGCAAGAGCUUAAAGCAGCAGGAAUCCAUUUGAAACGUAACAAGAAUAAUAGUUACUUGAGAAACAUAAGUUUCACUAGACGAUUCGGAUUCGAUUUCUACUCGGGAUACCUUUGCCUUCCUCCAAUUACUGUGGACGACUCAACGGCCCCCAAGUUCAUGAACUUGAUAGCUUACGAAAUGUGCCUGGAUUUCGAGAACGACUUCGGCGUCAGCUCUUACAUAUCCUUCCUAGAUUCACUCAUCGAUGAAGCCAAUGACGUCAAAUAUCUGAGGAAGGCACGUGUGCUGCACAACUUCCUUGGCAGCGAUCAAGAAGUGGCUGAACUCUUCAAUGCGAUAGGCACCGACUUGGUGCCUAAUGCCGAAGCAUAUAAGGAUGUCAAAAUCCAGAUUCAGGCGUACUACGAAAGCAAGUGGUUGACCUGGAUGGCUCAAUUCCGUCAAGAUCAUUUCAGCAACCCCUGGACUAUCAUUGCUUUCUUGGGCGUAUUAUUGGUACUUGCUCUAACUUCCGUUCAGGCUUGGUUCGCAGUCUUCCCCGCUAAGAAAUGAUGAUCAGCAUGAAACUCAACAUGA
This is a messenger RNA of Corylus avellana, 1458 nucleotides long. RefSeq names its product UPF0481 protein At3g47200-like. The record is from RefSeq and is a predicted model, not a curated record. NCBI's taxonomy places the organism in Eukaryota, Viridiplantae, Streptophyta, Magnoliopsida, Fagales, Betulaceae.